CGAAGAAGUGGAAAGGGCCAUUGUGGAAGGAAUGAAAUCAUGUUCACAGCGUUCGGAGCUCUGCCUAGUGAGAGUAGUCGAUGCUAGAAAGUCCAACAGUUCCAGUAUGAACGAGCUGAGGAGAGCAUUCAUACACUUGGUGCACAAAGUACUGGCGAAGUCUCCAAAGCAACCUCGCUUGCUGCAGAAAGCUCGUGACUACUUGGAUGAGGUCAAGGCCUCUCUAAGCAAUCCAUACUGCACAAGGAAAGAAUUUGUUGCGGCAUUCCAGAAGGUCAUUUCCCAGAAGGCUGCUUCCGGAAGACAAAAAUCUGUUGGAGCGCGUGUUGCAGAGAACAUCAGUAGCUAUCUUCGGAUUCUGACAGCUUACGGAUAUAUCAUCACAUUCCCAGAGCUGGAUGAUCUGGUGGUUCAUAGGCCUCGCUGGCUCCUGCAAGAUGUCAUCGGAUUCAUUUACUCUUCGCACGUUUUCCCAUCCAAAUCUAAAGGCGCGGGUAGAGUAUUCAAGAUCAGCGAGGACGACUUCAUCCGUGCCCUGACUGCCUUUCCUGCAGUGGGUGAAAAAGCUCCACUCUGCGUGCACAUGGUCUUGCAGCUCGGCUUGACCAUUCGCCAUGAGAAAGAUCUCCUUGCACUCUCCCUGUUUCCUGAGUGCACACAGCCAUUGAAGAUGCACACAGCCUUCAUGGUUGGCUCUGUCCACACCUGCAAUGGUUGCGCACCGUUUUCCUCUGCACUCAUUGUGCAAUGCCAAGCACGUGUCUACGACUACUCCGCCUGCUUUUUCUCCAGCACUGAUCCCAUGUUCUUCAAGAACACCAUCAUUGUCCACCCGUAUCCGCACACAACAGCGCUGAUUGUGUUUUCGUCCGACCGUCAGCGCUGUUGUAUUGCAGUGACGUCCAGUUGCAGUAGGUACCUGCAAGUCGUUCACCACGUCCACUGGUUAUUUCAAGCUCUCUUCCUUGACCUACUUCAGAGAUACAGUCGUGGUACUUCGGUAGAGCCCACAGUUCUCAGCCUGAGCAGCAUGCGUCAGCUUAUCCAGCAAUCCGCUUCACCAGCUGCCAUCUGUUCAGCAGUUGCUUCCCACUCGUCCGAAGACGUCGUCCUUGCCGCGAGCAGUAUGCAAAGCAAAGAUGUCAAGGACGCCAGCGGUGUGUUCGUUGACUCGGUGCAGGAUCUUCAUCACGUUCCUGCCACGCACAUCACUAUGCUUCCUGCCACAUGUACUGAUCGCCUGGAGAGUCUGCGAGAUUC
Molecule: messenger RNA, 1260 nt
Organism: Sycon ciliatum
Lineage: Eukaryota; Metazoa; Porifera; Calcarea; Leucosolenida; Sycettidae
Source: RefSeq, a predicted model, not a curated record